Molecule: messenger RNA, 4069 nt
Organism: Sarcophilus harrisii (Tasmanian devil)
Lineage: Eukaryota; Metazoa; Chordata; Mammalia; Dasyuromorphia; Dasyuridae
Gene: TGFBR3
Product: transforming growth factor beta receptor 3
Exons: 17
Coding region: 442-2961 (839 amino acids)
Source: RefSeq, a predicted model, not a curated record
CCACCCCGCGCUCCGAUUUAGGUGGCGUGUCCCGGCCCAGGCGUGUGCGCUCUGCUCAGCCCGGAUGGGGGGACUCGGAGGCUGCGGGGCAGCUGGCGAGGGGCGCUCUUCUGCUCGUGAGCACUGAAGCGGGGCAGCGGGCCAGCGCGAGCCUUUCUUCCUGCGCGAUUCCCGCGGCUCCCGGUAGGAGGUGAGCGUCCCCGGGCUGGGGCCAGUGGCGUCCUAGGGCUGAGCUGGGAGCGGGCUGCCGCCGGGCUCGGAUAGGCUCGGGCUCCGCGGCGCUGCAGCUCCUGCGGCCGGCUUUGACAGAUCGAGUCCGAGGCAAUUGAAGACUUGCAAAGAAGUGAUUUCAAAGCCUCUUCUGAUUUUCAAAGCCAACUUGUGACAGGAAGAACUAAAAGCCAAGCCUACUGGGGAAGGCUGUUUCACCAAAGGAUCAAAAUGGCAUCUCAAUGGAUGGUUACCGUGUUGGGACUGAUGAAUUGGUGUUUGGUGACAACAGGUCCUGUGCCUCCGACAGAAUGUGUCCUCUCCCCUGUCAACUCCUCACACCCCGUCCAAGCUCUGUUGGAGAGUUUCACUGCCUUGUCCGGCUGUGCGAGCCGGGGCACAAUCAGUCUUCCUCAGGAGGUACAUGUCCUGAAUCUCCGGAAUCCUGGUGAAGGACCUGGCCUGCCCGAGAGAGAGAUCACUCUGCACCUGAAACCCAUCUCAUCAGUACACAUUCAUCAGAAGUCUUUUGUGUUCCUGCUCAAUUCCCCUCAGCCUUUGGUCUGGAAGUUAAAGAUCGAGAGGCUUGCUCCUGGCGUCCCCAGAUUUUUCUUUGUGUCGGAAGGCUCUGUGGUCCAGUUUCCAGAAGGAAACUUCUCCCUUUCAGCAAGAACAGAAGAAAAAAGCUUUCCCCAUGGAAAUAUCCAUUUGUUGCACUGGGCCCAGAAGGAAUAUGGAGCAGUCACUUCUUUCACCGAACUCAAGAUAUCGAGCAAUGUUUACAUCAAAGUGGGGGAAGAUCAAGUUUUUCCUCCCACUUGCAACAUUGAGAAGAAUUUUCUGUCCCUCAAUUAUCUCGCGGGAUAUCUUCAGCCAAAGAUGGCCGAGGGAUGUAUAAUGUCCAGCUUGCCUCACGGCCAGGAAGUACACAUCAUAGAAUUAAUCACACCCAACUCAAAUCCCUACAGUGCUUUCCAGGUGGACAUUGUAAUUGAAAUCAGACCAUUUCGAAAGGAACCCAAGGUGAUCAAACAUCUCGUCCUGAUCUUAAAGUGCAAGAAAGCUGUCAACUGGGUGAUCAAAUCUUACGACGUCAAGGGAAGCCUUAAAGUGAUUGCUCCAAAUAGCAUUGGCUUUGGGAAAGAAGGCGAGAGCUCCAUGGCUGCAACAAAAUCCGUAAGAAAUGAUAUUCCUUCAACUCAGGAAAAUUUGGUUAAGUGGGCCUUCAAUAAUGGCUACAGUCCAGUGACAUCCUACACGAGGGCCCCCGUGGCUAAUCGGUUUCAUCUUUGGCUUGAGAAUAAUGAGGAGAUGCGCGACGAGGAGGAGCACUCGGUGCCCCCAGAGCUGCAGAUCCUCCUGGGAGGCAGCCCCCUGCCAGCCCCGGAGAACCCCGCCGGAGGCUUCCCCUUCCCGUUCCCUCCCAUCCUCCGGAAAGGCCGGCAUGAGGAGAAGGCCGCGGAGGGGCUGCCCGGGCCCAGGAGGCCGCUGCACCCCGCGCUUGCACUGCUUCCCGGGCCCCUGGAGCCCCAGGAUGCGCAGGGACACGCAGACGUCCCCUUCUCCGUCAGCUGCGAUGAGCACAAGAUGGUGGUGGCUGUGGAAAAGAAGGCUCUGCAGGCUAGCGGCUACACAGGGACGGAGCUUUCCCUGUCGGAUCUCACCUGCAAAGCCAAGACCAACGGAACCCAUUUCAUCUUGGAAUCCUCCCUGAAAGCCUGUGGGACCCAGCAGCGCCCGUUGGCCCCUGACAGCAUGGUGUAUUAUAACUCGAUUAUAAUGCAGGUAUCAGCCCCCGGGGACAGCAGUGGAUGGCCCACUGAUUACGAAGACCUGGAGUCUGGCAAUAAUGGCUUUCCAGGAGAUACAGAUGAAGGAGACAGCUUCUUCAUAAGCAGGCCUGAGAUCAUCAUGUUUAACUGCAGCCUGAGACAGACAGGUAUUCCAGAAGUAUCCCAUCAGCCCCAGGCCCAGAACAUCACCUUCAACAUGGAACUGUAUGAUACAGACCUCUUCCUGGUGUCCAACUCGAGUAUCUUAACAGUGGCCGAAAAUGGGUACAUUUAUGUUGAGGUCUCUGUUACCAAGGCCGACCGAGACGUGGGAUUUGCCAUCCAAACGUGUUUUAUCUCUCCGAAUGCCAACUCUGACAGGAUGUCUGAUUACACUAUCAUCGAGAACAUUUGUCCUAAAGAUGAAUCUGUGAGAUUCUAUUCGCCCCAGAAGGCCCAUUUCUCUCGGUUCCACACUCAUAUGGACAAAAAAAGAUUUAGCUUCAGACUUAAACCCAUUUUUAACACUUCCCUGCUCUUCCUACAAUGUGAACUCACCUUGUGCACAAAGAAGGAAGAAGAUACCCACAGAUUGCCAAAGUGCAUCCCUCCUGACGAAGCCUGUACCUCUCUGGACGCCAGCAUGAUCUGGGCCAUGAUGCAGAACAAAAAAACAUUCACCAAACCCCUGCUGAUCAUCUAUGGAGACGAAGCCACAGAUUCAACUAUUGCCAAUCCAAUCGGGAAAUCACUACACUUUUUACCCGGCCUGGACACGCUGACCGUCAUGGGCAUUGCCUUUGCAGCUUUCGUGAUAGGAGCACUCUUGAUGGGCGCCUUGUGGUACAUCUACUCUCAUACAGGAGAGACGGCGGGAAGACAACAAGUGCCCACCUCCCCCCCUGCCUCGGAGAACAGCAGCGCCGCCCACAGCAUCGGCAGCACCCAGAGCACGCCCUGCUCCAGCAGCACCACCUAACCCCGCGGGGCGGGGCGGGGACCGUCUAUCACCUGAGCCUCCAAUGGGGGGGAAGGGGGGGUUAACUCGGUUCCCGUGGAAAGCCGGAAGGGGUCUUAGCGUUAAAAAUCACCGGGCGUAUCCGUCCCCAUCCCCCCUCCUCCGUCAUCAUGGGUUUUGGGCCUUUCCCUGGUGGGUCAGGAUACGCGUAAAAAACCAAAACUCCUUGUCCGGCCGCCGCGCGGCGACUUGGUUGGAGGCUCCUUCGUGUGAAACACACCUUAUAACCUUGCUUGUCUGAAAAAACAUCCUCCCUUCCUUGGGAUUUCCAGCUCGUACCCGGUGCAAGGAGUUGGUGAAGGGAUAGAAAUACGGGAAGGUAGGUGACGUCGCCCAAAGGAGAACCGAGACGUUGCUAGCCGGCAUUGAGGUAGCGGGCGGCUGGUCCUUGGGCCGCCCCCACACCUCUGUGGGGUUCUCGCAGCGCUCUUACCCGGCCCGAAGCCUCGUGGGUGGGCGUGGCUCCCGCCGCAGUCCCCGCCUCCCCACCCACAAGGCAGCGGGCCUUCACCUCAUGCCAAAGGGCCCCGAGAGCAUCUCCGGCCCCGCUCGGUGGCCCAGGCCCGCAGCCGCUGACGGCGCGUCCUCUGCCUGUGGGCUCCAGUUAGGCCGGGCCGGAGGUGGCCCGGAAUUGUCAGAGGUAGCGCCCGCCCCGAUAGCAGAUAUAAUGCGGAGAGAGGCCCGGAUGGGGCCGCUAACCUACCGUGAGGGGCUGUCCAGCUCGGGAAGGAAUGCGGCUUCCCAGCCGGACCUUACCCGGCGUAUGUUUGGGGUGACAGGCUCUACCCUGGCAAAACAGGUCAAAACUGUAGGCCCGAUUUACAUAUUAAAAUAUAAAGUAAAAAAAACCAAGCCAGGACAAAACCAGAAAGGUCAAAACUGUAGGCCCGAUUUACAUAUUAAAAUAUAAAGUAAAAAAAAACAAGCAAGGACAAAACCAGAAAGGUCAAAACUGUAGGCCCGAUUUACAUAUUAAAAUAUAAAGUAAAAAAAAAACAAGCAAGGACAAAACCAGAAAGGUCAAAACUGUAGGCCCGAUUUACAUAUUAAAAUAUAAAGUAAAAAAAAA